Messenger RNA from Mesoplodon densirostris (Blainville's beaked whale), 5247 nucleotides. RefSeq names its product zinc finger protein 546 (gene ZNF546). The record is from RefSeq and is a predicted model, not a curated record. Gene Ontology annotation, cellular component: nucleus. The transcript has 7 exons. NCBI's taxonomy places the organism in Eukaryota, Metazoa, Chordata, Mammalia, Artiodactyla, Ziphiidae. Gene Ontology annotation, biological process: regulation of immune system process; regulation of cytokine production; negative regulation of transcription by RNA polymerase II. The coding region runs from base 449 to 2797 and encodes 782 amino acids. Gene Ontology annotation, molecular function: DNA-binding transcription factor activity, RNA polymerase II-specific; RNA polymerase II transcription regulatory region sequence-specific DNA binding.
GAGGGCCUCUAGCCGUGCGUACUGGGUGUUUCAGCCACCGCGGCCCGGGUGUCUGUACAGACUUUCCCAAGAGGAAGUCAAAUACUGAACCCUAGAAUGAAGAUUCCCAGAAAGCAAGAAGACACAGUCCUGGGCUUGGAAUCGGCUGUGAUUUCAAAGACAGGUUCCAGCCUCCCUGUCUCAUCUGGUCAUAUGUGUGAGGUCGGAGCUGAUGUGGCCCUGGAGGGGACUUCUCCGUCUCUCUGUGCUCUAAGAAAGGCCUGAAGAAGGUCUCAUGAUUUCCUUCUUCCCCAGUCCUGCCUUUCUCCCCCAAGAAGUAUCCUGAGCAGGAGGGGAAAAUUGUUGUUGCACAUCUAAAAGUACAGAUCAGUCCUGGCUUCUCUGGACUCUGUGCUUUUCGAGUGGAGGAAGCCCAAAGAGGAGAUCAAGUUCUUGCGGUUCUACAACCAUGGCCCAUAUGUCCUUGUCAUUCAGGGACGUGGCCAUAGACCUCUCCCAGGAGGAAUGGGAGUGCCUGGACCCUGUUCAGAGGGCCUUGUACAGGGAUGUGAUGUUGGAGAACUACAGCAACUUGGUCUCAUUGGGAUGUUCCUCUCCUAAGCCAGACAUGAUUACUUUAUUGGAGCAAGAGAAAGAGCCCUGGACGGUAAUGAGAGAAGGAACAAGAAGCUGGUACACAGAUUUGGAGUCUAAGUAUGUCACCAAGAAGUUAUUUCCAGAAAAGGAUAUUUGUGAAAUAUAUCUGUUUCAGUUGCAGAGAGUGGACAAAAGUAAAACUUACAUCCAUGAGGAUACCAUUUUCAGAAAUGAUUUGCAGUGUAAACAUGAGUUUGAGAGACAAGAAGGACAUCAAAUGAGAUGUGCUAGUCAAAUGAUAAUCCAAAAACAUAUACCUCUUCUUCUGCAUCAGAAAAUUCAUGCUAGAGAGAAAUCAUAUGAAUGUAAGGAAUGUAAGAAGGCUUUUAGACAACAGUCAUACCUUAUUCAACAUCUGAGAAUUCAUACUGGUGAGAGACCCUAUAAAUGUAAGGAAUGUGGGAAAGCCUUUUGUCGUGUAGGGGACCUUAGAGUACAUCAGACAAUUCACGGUGGGGAGAGACCCUAUGAAUGUAACAAUUGUGGAAAGACCUUUAGGCUUCAUUAUCAUCUUACUGAACAUCAGAGAAUACAUUCUGGUGUGAAACCCUAUGAGUGUAAUGAAUGUGGGAAGGCCUUUAGUCGUGUUCGAGACCUUAGAGUACAUCAGACAAUUCAUGCUGGAGAGAGACCUUAUGAAUGUAAAGAAUGUGGGAAGGCCUUUAGACUUCACUAUCAGCUCACUGAACAUCAAAGAAUUCAUACUGGUGAGAGGCCUUAUGAAUGUAAGAUUUGUGGAAAGACCUUUAGGGUACAACGACAUAUUAGUCAACAUCAGAAAAUUCAUACUGGUGUAAAACCCUAUAAAUGUAAUGACUGUGGGAAGGCCUUCAGUCAUGGCUCAUACCUAGUUCAACAUCAGAAAAUUCACACUGGUGACAAACCCUAUGUAUGUAAAGAAUGUGGUAAGUCCUUUAGUUUUCAUGCAGAACUUACUCGACAUCAUAGAAUUCAUACUGGUGAGAAACCCUAUGAAUGUAAAGAAUGUGGAAAAGCCUUUCGUCUCCAAACAGAACUUACUAGGCAUUGUAGAAUUCAUACUGGAGAGAAACCCUAUGAAUGUAAGGAAUGUGGGAAGGCCUUUAUUUGCGGCUAUCAACUUACUUUACAUCUGAGGGUUCAUACUGGUGAGAUUCCCUAUGAAUGUAAGGAAUGUGGGAAAACCUUCAGUAGUCGUUAUCAUCUUACUCAACAUUACAGAAUUCAUACUGGUGAGAAACCCUAUGGAUGUAAAGAAUGUGGGAAGGCCUUUCGUCUUCAAGCAGAACUUACCAGACAUCACAGAAUUCAUACUUGUGAAAAGCCCUAUGAAUGUAAGGAAUGUGGGAAGGCCUUUAUUCGUAGCAAUCAACUUAUUUCACACCAGCGAAUUCACACCAAUGAGAACACCUAUGAGUGCAAGCAAUGUGGGAAGAUUUUUAGUCGUCGCUACAAUCUUACUCAACAUUAUAAAAUCCAUACUGGUGAAAAACCCUAUGUAUGUAAAGAAUGUGGAAAGGCCUUUCGCUUUCAGACAGAACUUACUCAGCAUCACAGAAUUCAUACUGGUGAAAAACCCUAUAAAUGUAAGGAAUGUGGGAAAGCCUUUAUUCGUAGCAAUCAUCUUACUCAACAUCACAGAAUUCAUACUGGUGAGAAACCCUACGAAUGUAAAGAAUGUGGAAAGACCUUUAGUCGGCACUAUCAUCUUACUCAACAUCACAGAAUCCACACUGGUGAGAAACCCUACAUAUGUAAUGAAUGUGGGGAUGCUUUUAUUUGUAGUUAUCAACUUACCUUACAUCAAAGAAUUCACACUGGUGAGAUUCCGUAUGAAUGUAAGGAAUGUGGAAAGACUUUUAGUCGCCGAUAUCAUCUUACUCAACAUUUUAGACUUCAUACUGGUGAGAAACCUUAUGGGUGUAAAGAAUGUGGGGAUGCCUUUCGUCUUCAAGCAGAACUUACUCGACAUCACACAAUUCAUACUGGUGAGAAACCCUAUAAAUGUAAAGAAUGUGGGAAGGCCUUUAGUGUUAAGUCAGAACUUACACGACAUCACAGAAUUCAUACUGGUGAGAAACCCUAUAAAUGUAAAGAAUGUGGGAAAGCCUUUAUUCGUAGUGAUCAACUCACUUUACAUCAGAGGAAUCAUAUUAGUGAGGAACCCCCAUUCAUAAUGUAAAGAGGAUACAUUUAGAAAAUGCCUUUUAUAACAACAGAAUUCAUAAUUGAUUUAAGAAAGUUUUUACUUGUUAGGGAACAUAUGGGAAUCCCUUUUGCUUUGUGCUCAAAACUUAACAGCAGUAGUUUUAUACUAUAUAUAUUGAUUUAAAGAGUUGAAAAAUUACAGCAUCACCCAGCCUUGGUUAACUUUAGAGAAUGAUACUGCUGCAGUACAUCUCAAACCAAGAUAAAUGGUACCCCCUUCCCCCCUCAAAAUUGUUGUUGACCAAUACUUUUACAAGAUACAAUGAAAUUGGAUUACCAGAUACAUGAAACUGAAAGAAAAACAAACAUACAAAAUCAAAGCCCCCAUUUUUUUAUUAUUGGACUUAACAGACAUAAAUUAGCUCUGUCAUUUUUCUGUAAAUGUCUCUAAAUGUUUGCUCUCGGUGUCUAUACCUUAACUCACUGCAGACCAGAAGCAAACAACCUGUGGACCAGCAUCAGUACAUGGACCACACUUUAUAUAGCAUUGUAACAGAAAAUAAUUCUGUUAAUGUAACAGAUGUGGGAAAAGACUUCAGCCAUAGCAAAUCUUUACUAUAGUUCUCAUAAUUCCACCCCUGCCUGUGUGGUACUGGCAAGACACUACUCCCCUCUGUGCUUUAUUUUAUUUUAUUCUAUUUUACUUUAUUUAAUGUCUUUUGUGCCUCAGUUUUAAAGUGGUGAUUAUAGUACCUACCUAAUAGUACUUUUGUAAGGAUGAAAUGUUAAUUAAAAAACAAAACCUUUGGGGUUUCCCUGGUGGCGCAGUGGUUGAGAGUCCGCCUGCCAAUGCAGGGGACAUGGGGUCGUGCCCCGGUCUGGGAGGAUCCCACAUGCCGCGGAGCGGCUGGGCCCGUGAGCCAUGGCCACUGAGCCUGCACAUCUGGAGCCUGUGCUCUGCAACAGGAGAGGCCACAACAGUGAGAGGCCCGCGUACCACAAAAAAAAAAAAAAAAAAGAAAGAAAAAACAAACAAAAAAACCAAAAAAACAAAACCUUUAGAAGAGCAUUGUUCAAUAAAUAUUUUAUUAUUAGUGAUAUUAGUAAGUUCAUGUGAGAGGAAGAUCCUGUAAAUAUAAAGAAUUUGUAAAAACUGUCCACUACCUUUCAUUUUGUUUACUUAAAUUAAUAAUUAAUUAUGGAUAAAGUUUAGUAAAAUAAACUUUCACUUCUAAAAUUCAGAAGUCAUUUCUGAAAACUAAUGUGAGAAAGAAAUCUCUAGAGUUGAUGGAUAUGGAGAUUAUGAGAGAAAGCUUUUGAAGAAUCAGGGAGAGCUGUAAUGCUUUUUCUUUUAUAAUCCAUAAAGCAGACAUGUUACAGUAUUCUUUUUCUGCCCCAAAUUCAUGAUAAAUUAGAAACUAACAAUGAAAAGGCCACUGUCCAUUUGGAAAAAAAAUAAAAGAAUAGUACAGGGAACACCGGUAUGCCCUCUAGAUUCAGUGAUUGUUAAAACGUUGUCAUAUUUGGUUUGCUUCUAUAUAAUUUUUGACAUAUUUUUUGCUGUGGUAUUUAAGUAUAAAUAUAGACAUUAUAACAUUUCACCUCUCUCUAUGUAACUCCUAUAUAACCUCUCAUAUAACUCCUAAGAAUAAAGGCUGCCUCCUACUUAAUCACUACAUAACUUCACACCGAAGGAAAGUUAACAGCAGUACCAUAUCUGUAAUAUUACAGAUAGAUAAGCAGUGCCUUAACCCAACAUAUCUAAAAGAAUGUUUCUGGGAACAGUAGUAUUUAAUGGUACUUGAAAAAUGUUCUGUGGUCACAGAUACUUAUGAACUUCUAAAUACUAAAUCCCUUCUAAGAAAAAAAUGCUAAUUAUCACACUAGCAAAGGACUUAAGAGGCCUACAAUAAAGAAAAUUUGCUUAACUUAGUUUAUCUUACUGUAUCUUAAACUUCACUAAGGAUUCAUAAUACCUAAUUUCUUUGGGAUGUGAACCCACACUGACAAGGCUGCCAUAACUGAAAAACAGUGACCCUAAAGAUGGACACUCCAGAUAACCAUGGCAGAUGCUUAGCUAUGUUGAGAAAGGAAAUGCAUGCUCUCUGCUGCUCACAUCUCUUCCUCUACAGUCAGUUGCUUGCCCUCUGAAUGUAGGGCUGAUACUUUCUACAAAAUUAAAAACCCAUUUGGUUUAGUUUUUUAUAUGAACAUACCAUGACAUAUUUAAACCUUCUCUUCUUUUUUACUGUUUAACAAUUUUUCACUAUUUCAGAUAUACUUCAGUGAAUAUCCUUGUCUGUGACUAUUGGUUUCUGUGAGCUGGAAUUUCUUUAAUUGUACACAUGUGGAAGUAGAACUGCUCAUACAUUAUAUAUUCUUUCAGUUAUGUUAGAUAUUGCUACAUUGAUCAUAGGUCACAUACACUUCCAAUUCUAUUAGAUAUUGCCAAAUUGUUCUCUUAGACUCCUAUCAAAUUGAGUA